GUGCCUCAAACCGAUUCUUAUCUUCCUUUUCCUGGUUCUCCCCCCCCCCUUACCAGGCUUACAAGCAAAACAGAACGGACUGCACAUGGAGGCCGAAUUCCCCACGGUCAGCGAAAUAGCAAAGCACGACGAGCGCCCACGCAUCUCCGGGUUCGAGGACCUGGCGUUUGGCUCGCUGGCCGGCAUGGCAGGCAAGUUUGUCGAGUACCCGUUCGACACAGUCAAGGUGCGGCUGCAGACCUCCGAGUCGCAGGUGUUCUCGGGCACGCUGGACUGCCUGAAGCAGACAUGGCAGAACGAGGGCUUCCGCGGGUUCUACCGCGGUCUGGCAUCGCCACUGCUGGGCGCCAUGGCCGAGAACGCCGUGGCCUUCUACGCCUACAACCGCAUCCAAAGCAUCAUCCGCACCGCAACCAACAACACUGGAAGCGAGCUGACGCUGCCGCAGCUGUUCCUGAGCGGCGGCCUCUCGGGCACCAUCUGCGCCUUUGUCAUAUCGCCGGUGGAGCUGGUCAAAUGCAAGCUGCAGGUGGAGAAUGUCCAGGCAUAUGGCGGAGCAGCCAGCACAGCCAAUGUGAAGUUUACGGGACCGAUUUCCGUGGUCAAGCACUUGCUCAAGACCCAGGGCAUUGCGGGCAUCUACAAGGGCAUUACGCCGACUGUGGCCCGCGAGACCGUCGGCGUGGGCUGCUGGUUCGGCGCCUACGAGGUCGUGGUCCGCCAGCUGAUGCGCUCGCAGAACAAGGCGCAAAAGUCAGACCUUGGCCCCGGCAGCAUCAUUCUGGCCGGCGGAUGCGCAGGCGUUGCCUACAACAUCUCGUCGUACCCGAUCGACGUCGUGAAGUCCUUUAUCCAGACCGCCGAUGUGCGGGCCACCGCUGGUGCUCCUGAGCGGCCAGGCAUUGCCAGCACCAUCCGCACAGUCUACGGCCGCGGCGGCAUCCGGGCCUUCUACCGCGGCCUUGGCAUCACCCUGGUGCGGGCCUUCCCAGCCAACGCCGCCAUGUUCAUGACAUACGAGUACCUGUCUCGCCUGUCCAUCGAGCUGCGCCAGAAAUAGACACAUAGAAUGGACCUUUGUUGAAUUUGUAAUAGUGACUCAUGGGAAAAA
This is a messenger RNA of Linderina pennispora, 1111 nucleotides long. RefSeq names its product mitochondrial carrier. The transcript has a single exon. NCBI's taxonomy places the organism in Eukaryota, Fungi, Kickxellomycota, Kickxellomycetes, Kickxellales, Kickxellaceae. Bases 86 to 1060 code for a protein of 324 amino acids. The record is from RefSeq and is a predicted model, not a curated record. Gene Ontology annotation, molecular function: L-ornithine transmembrane transporter activity. Gene Ontology annotation, biological process: mitochondrial L-ornithine transmembrane transport.